AUGAAGUUGGUCCAUGAGCAAUCCCGUCAACUUCUACAUCAUAUGUGCAAAGAAAUCUUAAUUUCAGAUGUUGAAGGAAGGCGUAAAGGUUGCGUUUAUCAAGCCAUUUUCCGUUCAAUCAAAGAAGGGGUUUUUGAGUUUGUUCACGAUGUAGUGAAAGCGAAUCCAGAUCUUCUGUGGAGCAAAGAUGGCAAUUUAAAAAAUAUAUUCUCAUAUGCUGUCCUAUGCCGCCAAGCUAAAAUCUUUAGUCUUAUAUAUGGACUAGAUGUGAAGAACAACAUGGCAUAUGAUAGAGAUAACUUUGGCAACAAUAUGUUACAUAUGGCAGGGAUGCCACCAGUUUCCGUUAUGCUUAAUCGCAUACCAGGUGCAGCUUUACAAAUGCAAAGAGAAUUACAAUGGUUUAAGGAGGUCGAGAGUAUUGUCCAUCCAAAGAUCAAGAAAGUUGAAAACAAUGAUGAUAUGACUCCACGAGAGGUGUUUACAAAAAACCACAAGGACUUGAUGAAAGAGGGUGAGAUAUGGAUGAAGGAUACAGCAACUUCAUGCACAGUGGUAGCCGCUCUGAUUCUUACUAUCAUGUUCGCUGCAGCCUUUACCGUUCCAGGAGGCAACAAUGACACAGGCUUGCCAAUAUUCUUCAAUAAAAAAUUGUUUAGUCUCUUUAUAAUAUCUGAUUCUCUAUCACUAUUUUCCUCUGCAUCUUCUGUAUUGAUGUUCUUGGGAAUCCUCACAACACGUUAUGCAGAAGAAGACUUCUUUAAAUCCUUGCCCACAAAGAUGAUAAUAGGCCUUUCCACUCUUUUCUUCUCCAUAACAACCAUGAUGAUAGCGUUUUCUGCAGGUCUUUUACUUAUGCUAGGUGAAGAAUCAUGGAUGGUUAUUCGUGUGAUAUCUUUGGCUAGUAUUCCUAUCACCCUCUUUGUGUUGAUGCAAUUCCCCCUUCUUGUAGACAUGUAUAUUUCAACUUAUGGACCCGGCAUCUUCGAUAGGAAAAUGGAACAGUGGUUGUAACUUAUUCAAUACGACCAAAUGAUGUUCAAUUAGCGAUUGAGAAGGCUGCCAACAUUUAUAUAUUUUCUUUUAUAUAUCCAUCAAGGAUAGAUUAUUAAUAAGUUAA
Messenger RNA from Juglans microcarpa x Juglans regia, 1120 nucleotides. Its product is annotated as ankyrin repeat-containing protein ITN1-like. The transcript is spliced from 2 exons. The coding region runs from base 1 to 1014 and encodes 337 amino acids. The record is from RefSeq and is a predicted model, not a curated record. Lineage: Eukaryota; Viridiplantae; Streptophyta; Magnoliopsida; Fagales; Juglandaceae.